AACUCCAUUUUGGUUUCUGUGGUUCUUUCAUGACAGGAUUGGAGAGAUGACUCAAUACUUAAAACUACCAUUGCUUCAGAGGUCUGGUUCAAUUUCCAGCACCCUGCCUCACAACUACCUUUAACUUAAGCUCCAAAAGAUCUGGUCUCUGAGAGCUAGGCACAUAUGUGGUUCACAUAUAUGCAGACAAAACAAACAUGUACAUAAAAAUUAAAAGAUAAAACUUAAAAAAGACAAUUACAUGUCAAACAGUAAUGGUUACUUAUUUUUAGUUUCUUUUUCCUUUUUCAGAUGCGGAUAGGCAUUCAUUCAGGCUCUGUGCUAGCUGGUGUGGUCGGAGUGAGAAUGCCACGAUAUUGUCUUUUUGGAAAUAAUGUCACUCUGGCAAGCAAAUUUGAAUCUGGAAGUCAUCCUAGGCGCAUCAACAUCAGCCCAACUACUUACCAAUUACUAAAACGAGAAGACAGUUUCACAUUUAUUCCUCGUUCUCGUGAAGAACUUCCAGACAACUUUCCAAAGGAAAUCCCUGGGGUCUGCUAUUUCCUGGAGUUAAGGACUGGCCCAAAGCCACCAAAGCCAUCCCUGUCUUCAUCGAGAAUAAAAAAGGUUUCCUACAAUAUUGGCACGAUGUUCCUCCGGGAAACAAGCCUCUGAAAUUUGCUGCAGAUCAGAGACUCCUCCAAAAAGCACAAGCCCAGAAAUUGGUCUUGAUGAGGAAGGAAGAAGCUAUUUCUCUUCGGAUGCUCCCUGUAAGAACAUAUAGUAGUUUUUGCGUUUAUGUCCGCAAUAAUCCUUGAAAUGGUGAAUGACUGCUGUCAAUUAAAAAAAAAAAAGCUGAAUGGUAGAAGGGAAAAGUAAAAUGUGUCCAUUUCAUAUGAGUGUUUCUGAUCAUAUAUAUUUUAUUUAAAAGUAAAAGCAAUCAAAAGUAACCGAUCUGUAGAGCCACAGUUUCUUGUCCGUCAGCCAUGCAGGUUUCUCUCCCUAUAUAUUUGUACCACUUUUGAAAGCCAGUUUUAAAUAUGUCUUCCUACAUUUACUGAAUUGAUAGGUAAGGAAUAUUUCUCUAAUUUUCUUUUCCUGAA
Rattus rattus (black rat) is the source of this 1082-nucleotide messenger RNA. Its product is annotated as guanylate cyclase soluble subunit alpha-2-like. Lineage: Eukaryota; Metazoa; Chordata; Mammalia; Rodentia; Muridae. The record is from RefSeq and is a predicted model, not a curated record. The transcript has 2 exons. Gene Ontology annotation, molecular function: guanylate cyclase activity. Gene Ontology annotation, cellular component: guanylate cyclase complex, soluble. Gene Ontology annotation, biological process: cyclic nucleotide biosynthetic process; response to oxygen levels. Bases 292 to 654 code for a protein of 120 amino acids.